Molecule: messenger RNA, 1651 nt
Organism: Ostrea edulis (European flat oyster)
Lineage: Eukaryota; Metazoa; Mollusca; Bivalvia; Ostreida; Ostreidae
Product: RNA-binding protein 42-like
Exons: 10
Coding region: 125-1480 (451 amino acids)
Molecular function (GO): mRNA binding
Source: RefSeq, a predicted model, not a curated record
CAAAUACAGCGGAAGUACCAAGACCUAGAACAACCAGGUUAUAUGAAUGCUUCUAUCAAUGAGUAUUUCAAUGGCCCAAUGAAGAAUUAGUUUUACACUGAGAAAACGCAAGGGAACGAAAAAGAUGGCAAAUUCAGAGAUGGCAUUGUUGACAGAAAAGCGUUUAAAGGAAAUGGAGGCGGAAAUGAACCGCUUUGAGCAGGAGAUUCUGGUUCCAAAGGACUUUGAUGCAGGAGGAAGGCGUAUGAUCAUUGGGGCUGGAACGUUUAAUAAGGUCAAAGCUCAGAUAAGAGGAGGAGAUGAUCAGCCACCACUCAAAAUGGCCCGUCCUGAUGGCCCAGGUCCAGGUCCAGGGCCUCAUUCAGGGCCAAAGCCAUCAAACUCCGAGGGCCCCCAGUACUCAGAUCCAAACAUACCCUUAUCAGUGUUAGCAGCACCACCCCCUCCUCCUCCAUCAUUGAUGUCAUCGUCCUCCAGAUCCUCAUCCUCAGGGGUGCCAAAUUUAGCCCCGCCCCCACCCCCACCACCAUCGAUGCGGCCCAAUCUCCCAUUUGUUCCUCACCAAAUCAGGCACAGGAUGCCCCCACCCCCACCUCCUCAUGCUGGACCCCCAGGACAAGGGCUCCCUCGACCCCCACAUCACUUCAUGGGGGGACAAAGCGGACAUGACCCUUACUCUGGAGGAUACCAGGGUCCGCCUCAUUCACAGCCCAUGCUCCACCGGGGACCUCCAAUGAGGCCACCUUAUGGGGGGCCAGGACCCCAGGGUCCGAUGCCAAUGGGACCCAAUCCUCCCUAUCAUGGAGGUCCUCCCAUGGAACAGAAGAAAGAUCCAGUGAUAGAGAAACCCAGAGUUGUCUACUCUUCUGCCCCGAUUAUCAACAAACCUGAGAAAAAGAAGAAGAGAAAGAAAGAUAACUCUGAGGAAGGAGGCGGUGGAAACAAUAUGGUAACAGGUGACCAAAGUAAAGUGGGACCGCCCGUGGACAUAGCACCAUCAGGGAGUUUCAUCCCACCGCCAGAGGUCAUGACACAUGAACAGAUACACGAACCUGAACCUGUGUUGGAAACUGUGACAAAGAAAGAGAAGAAAGAGAAAAAGCCAAAGAAAAUUAUUCGUACAGCUGCUGGGGAGACAUGGGAGGAUCAUUCCCUGGAAGAAUGGGAAAAAGAUGAUUUUCGGAUCUUUUGUGGAGAUUUAGGAAACGAAGUGACAGAGGAAGUUUUGGCCCGUGCAUUUAGUAGAUAUCCCUCAUUUUUAAAGUCCAAAGUUGUGCGAGACAAACGAACAAACAAAACAAAGGGAUAUGGAUUUGUCAGCUUCAAAGAUCCAAAUGAUUUUGUCCAAGCCAUGCGUGAAAUGAAUGGAAAGUACGUGGGAAAUCGGCCAAUAAAGCUUAGGAAAAGCGCAUGGAAGGACAGGAAUAUUGAAAUAGUCCGGAAAAAGGAGAAGGAAAAGAAGCGGCUGGGUCUCCGGUAAUGUGGCUAAGGCGUGAGGGAUUAGAUGUACGAUGGAAGACCUUCAAAUUCAUAUUUCUUGUUUUAUGACUGGAGAGGCUAUGUGACUAAAUUAAUCAACUGUGAAUGUGAGCGCUGAACGUUGUUCAAUUUGUUAUAAAUUGAAGACCAGGGAUGUUUUUUUUCUACUUCA